AUGUUAAGUAAGAAAGAUGUAUUCACAGAAAAUGAUCAAUAUGAUCCAAGUCUAGUUUUAGUAUUCACAGUAGCUUCAUCAUUAAUUUGGAUUAUGGUACCAGGUUUGGCGUUUUUAUAUAGUGGUUUAGCAAGGAGGAAGAGUGCGUUAUCUAUGAUAUGGAUAGUUAUCUGUUCAUCAUUUGUAGGGGUAUUUCAAUGGUAUUUUUGGGGUUAUUCAUUAGCAUUUUCAUCAUCAUCUAAUAAUUUUAUUGGUAAUUUACAAUAUUUUGGUUUUAAAACAAUCAUUGGUGAAGGCGAUAGUUCCGUUGAAUAUCCAAAAAUUGCCUUUUCAAUUUUUCAAAUGCAAUUCAUGUUAGUUACUUUAGCUAUUAUUGCUGGUGCUUUAACUGGUGAAAGAGGUAGAUUCGUACCUGCUUUAGUAUUCAUGUUUUGUUGGGCUACCGCAGUCUAUUGUCCUUUAGUUUAUUGGAUUUGGGGUGGUGGUUGGGCAUCAUCUUGGAAUGGUGGUGCUUUAGAUUAUGCUGGUGGUGGUCCAGUUGAAAUUGCUUCUGGUUUCUCAGCUUUUGUUUAUUCAGCUGUUUUAGGUAGAAGAAAUCAAACUUUAAUGGUUAAUUAUAGACCUCAUAAUAUUUCAACUAUUUUCUUGGGUACCUGUCUUUUAUACUGUGGAUGGUUAUUCUUUAAUGGAUUUAGUUGUGCCAAUGCUUCAAUUAAAGUUCCUUAUUCAAUGUUAAAUACUCAUUUAUCUGCUGGAUUUGGUGCCUUGACUUGGUGUUUAUUAGAUUAUAGAUUAGAAAGAAAAUGGUCAAUGGUUGGUGUUUGUUCUGGUUGUAUUUCCGGUUUAGUUGCUGCUACUCCUGCUAGUGGUAUUAUUCCUUUAUGGGCAUCAGUAAUUUUGGGUAUAGUUAGUGGAAUUGUUUGUAACUUUUCUACUCAAAUUAAAUACCUUUUAAAAGUUGAUGAUUCUUUAGAUGUUUUAGCGGAGCACGGAAUCGCAGGUAUUGUAGGAUUAAUUUUCAAUGGUGUUUUCGGUUCUUCCACUGUCAUUGGAUAUGACGGGGUUACUGAUCAUGCUGGUGGUUGGAUUGAUCAUAAUUGGAAACAAUUAUAUAUUCAAAUUGCCUAUAUUUUAGCAACUGCUGCUUAUUCUUGUGGAGUUACUUUUGUGAUUUGUUUCAUUAUGAAUAAAAUUCCUGGUCUUAACUUAAGAGCAGAUUAUAUUGCUGAAGAAAUGGGUCUUGAUGAAUAUGAAAUUGGUGAAUUUGCUUAUGAUUAUGUUGAAGUAAGAAGAGAUUUCUUAGAUUGGGGGAAUCCAACAGUAAACCCAACUGUUGAUCAUACUAAUAAUGCUUCAAUCAUUGAUGAUCAAAGUCAAAAUAAAGAGAAAACUUCUGACGUUCCUGACGUUGAAGAAGGUGAAAUUAUAGUUUCAAAAGUUUAA
Messenger RNA from Yamadazyma jaroonii, 1443 nucleotides. The record is from the annotation of a GenBank genome assembly. NCBI's taxonomy places the organism in Eukaryota, Fungi, Ascomycota, Pichiomycetes, Serinales, Debaryomycetaceae.